Molecule: messenger RNA, 4114 nt
Organism: Cimex lectularius (bed bug)
Lineage: Eukaryota; Metazoa; Arthropoda; Insecta; Hemiptera; Cimicidae
Gene: iav
Product: transient receptor potential cation channel subfamily V member 5
Exons: 17
Coding region: 1070-4075 (1001 amino acids)
Biological process (GO): calcium ion import across plasma membrane
Cellular component (GO): membrane
Molecular function (GO): protein binding; calcium channel activity
Source: RefSeq, a predicted model, not a curated record
UUCUCAUCUCGUCAAGUUAAAUUUUUAAAUCGUCUUGAUACUUUUGAGAAGAAAAAUUGUUUUAUGCGCGAUGACUUUUCUCGAGUCUAUGUAUGAUUGUUGCUACGCAAUUUGAUUGUAUGUGUCAUAUAUUCCAAACAGGUCUGGAUAUGGUACUCAUAUGAACUUCGUUAUCUAAGGUAGUUAUCCUCAUUUCCUGAGAUCAGAAUAUAAAACAAGUCAUUUUUUGGACAGGCAUGAGCUAAACGUCUGUUAAAAGCCAUUAUUACUGAUUUGGAAUGGGUGUACGAAAUUUUACGUUCAUAAUUUUGCCUUGUAUAAUUUUUUGAAAGAGCCUUCUGAUUUCAACAAUACAUUUUGAAUAUUUCGUUGGUUGGUAUGACAUAAACGGCACUUUAAAGUCGGUAUUACUUGUAAAAAAUAAGAACCAGUUAAUCUCACGACCAUAUUUGACUUAUUGUCUGAUUGUCAAGCAAAAAGACAAAAAUUUUAAAUAGCCGUUUUUAAUAUACGUCUCACAGGAAGAAGCUUUACGUUAUGUUAAAAUCAAAUUUAGAACAUUUAGACGGUUGGAAUGACAUAAACGUUCAAAGACAAUAUCAAGAUGGUAAGAUCAAGAUAAUCCUUAUUUGUUGAAAACCGAAAUAAUUUACGUCCUAAUAUCGUUAACGAUAGUUUUGGGAACAAAAGUGGCUUGAAGUCAAUCAAGGAGGCUUUAAACAGAACCAAAUUUGUAAUAAUACUGCUCUUGAGAAUCAAUAAACAAUUCCAAGUUAUUUUUCAAACGGGGAUUUUUGGGAGGAUAAGAUGAGAUAUUGUUAGUUUAGUCGUGAUAAUCAUAAUUUAUUUUGGUUUUGAAAUGCAACUGAUUGUAAAUAAGUUGAAUUUAUCAAGCAAGUUUAUCAAAACUAUGUAAAACAAUUCUUAAGAUUCACGUAAACCUAAUCACGUAACCACAUGAGGGAAUGUAUGGGGGUUGAUCGAUGCGCGUACCAUCCUGUACCAUCAACCCUACUGACCCGGUUCUUACGGUCCCUGAUCAACACGCCUCUGUUCUUUCUCGUCUAAAAUGGGCGCCGCAUGGUGCAGCGGUGCUUCCGUCAACGCCGGGACGGUAUUGGACCGGGUCAUCUCCCAGGCGUCGAACAAAGACGAGUGCCUCCUCUACAGGCUGGCCAACUACAAGAAAGGAGGAGAGCUCGUCGACGCUUACAACACGGGAGGACAGGCCGAAGUGGAAAAGCUCAUAAAGGAACAAUUCGGCGUCCUCAUGUACAACGACGGAAAAGGCACGGUUAUAAACCGGGCCGAGUAUCUCAGAUGGAAAUUCCGCGAUGUGAAGCAGGUUCAGAUACCGAUAGAAGCGUCUCUCAGCACCCAGGACCCCCUUUCGAAAUGGGAGGACCACCAGGCUUGCUGGCAGAUGCAGUACAGAGGCUCCCUGGGUGAAACUUUGCUCCACGUCCUUAUAAUCUGCGACACCAAGAUCCACACGAGACUGGCGAGGACUUUGCUUAAAUGCUUUCCCAACUUGGCGAUCGACGUUGUGGAAGGCGAAGAAUAUCUUGGUGCAAGUGCCCUUCAUCUAGCCAUAGCCUACUUCAAUAACGAACUUGUUCAGGAUUUGGUAGAAGCAGGGGCCAACGUGGAACAGAGGGCCAUUGGAAGUUUCUUCCUUCCAAGAGACCAGCAAGGCCCUAGGCCGAAGAAGAACACCGACUACGAAGGACUUGCUUACCUUGGAGAAUACCCCUUGGCGUGGGCUGCUUGCUGCGCGAACGAGAGCGUCUACAAUCUUUUACUGGACAGCAACGCCAAUCCAGACAAAAGGGACAAAUUUGGAAACAUGAUUUUACACAUGGUCGUCGUUUGCGAUAAACUGGAUAUGUUUGGCUAUGCUUUGAGACAUCCUAAAAUGCCGGCAAGCAACGGAAUAGCAAACGACGCUGGUCUAACACCUUUGACACUAGCUUGCAAACUUGGCAGGGCAGAUGUAUUCAAGGAGAUGUUGGAGUUAAGUGCCAGGGAGUUUUGGCGCUACAGUAACAUAACAUGUUCUGCAUAUCCGCUCAACGCUUUGGACACGUUACAGCCCGAUGGAAGGACAAACUGGAAUUCAGCCCUGUUCAUAAUACUUAACGGAACUAAAGAAGAGCAUCUGGACAUGCUAGAUGGAGGUAUCAUACAAAGGCUUUUAGAAGAAAAGUGGAAGACUUUUGCAAGGAGGCAGUUUCUGAAACGUCUUCUGAUUCUGAUUCUUCACCUGGUACUUCUGAGCGGAGCCGUUUACUUGAGGCCGACUGAUCGAAACAAGCCGCUUUUAGGAGGCAACGACUGGCAGGAUUAUAUCCGGCAGGGGUUCGAAUUCGGAACCAUACUCGGCGUCCUGUCCUACCUGGUCGUACAGCAAGGCGGGGAGAUCAAAAACCAAGGGCUCUGGUCCUAUCUAAAACAACAGGAUCCGGCUAAAGCAAUAUUUUUGGUUUCCAACCUUCUGAUCCUCGCUUGCAUACCGUUCAGACUAUCCGGGGAUAAAAAUACCGAAGAGGCUAUCUUAAUAUUCGCCGUUCCUGGCUCUUGGUUCCUUCUUAUGUUUUUUGCAGGGGCGGUACGUUUGACAGGACCUUUUGUCACGAUGGUGUACAGCAUGAUUACAGGAGACAUGUUCACAUUCGGCAUUAUUUACAUGGUUGUGCUAUUCGGGUUUUCUCAGUCGUUUUUCUUUCUCUACAAAGGAUUUCCCGGCGUGAAAAACACAUUGUACAGCUCGUACCCGAGCACGUGGAUGGCUCUUUUUCAGAUAACCCUCGGAGACUAUAACUACGCUGAACUUUCUCAUACGACGUACCCAACCUUGGCUAAGACGGUUUUCACUAUAUUCAUGAUCUUGGUGCCGAUUCUUCUGCUAAACAUGUUGAUCGCGAUGAUGGGCAAUACCUACGCGCACGUCAUCGAACAAAGCGAAAAAGAAUGGAUGAAACAGUGGGCGAAAAUCGUCGUCUCUUUGGAAAGGGCUGUAAACCAAGAAGACGCCAAACACUAUCUUCAGGAGUACAGCAUCAAACUCGGUCCCGGUGAUGACCCGGCGACGGAACAGAGGGGCGUCAUGGUCAUCAAGAGCAAGAGCAAGACGAGAGCCAAACAGAGGAAAGGAGCAGUCACAAACUGGAAACGUGUAGGAAAAGUAACAAUCAAUGAACUCAGGAAAAGAGGGAUGACCGGCGAACAGCUCAGGAGGAUUAUGUGGGACAGGGCGUCCAUAUCCACCCCGAUCAAACUACCUCCCAAUGCUGCCGUGGAUGUGUUAAUGGACAGCGCCAACCCGGAUCAAGCUAACGACCAGGCCCCGGUCGCUUUCGGCGGUCUCACGGCGGCUUUGGACGUUAUGGCUUUCACCCAUGACCUAGACCUGACGGCAUCCGCAGGAGCGAACAGUUCAAGCUCAAGAGAAAUCAUUGUGAGUGAUCCUUUCAGAGACCUCAUCCUGACAGAAGAAAUCGGCGCUACGGAGGACGAUCUCAUGACUUUGGCAGAAGCAGCCGUCCUUUCGGUUUGCGAGGGUAAGGAAAGUCUGAGGGAUAAGGACAGCUUAGAAAAACAAAAGAUGGCUAAACAGUUUAGCAUGGAACAGUCAGCAGCGCUAUUGGCUAGCGACAGUGACGUACUUGCGGAAGAACCACCUCUUGGCCACGGUUCGAGGGCGAGGAAAGUAAAGUCGGCCCAGCAGCGGCAGAGGGCUGAAAACGGCGGAUCCGAUACGAUGAUCGGUUGGAUAUACAGAAACGGUGACACGAGCGCGUCGUCCUUCGAAGACCCACCUCCGCCUUACACGUCGCUCCCGUCUGCGCCACCUCUCCUCAAGAGGAAAUCGACAAAACGUCCCAAAACGGCGAAACCAAACAGGGUCGCCCCAGCGCCGGAAAUGCCGCUUCGCCCUGGCAGCUCGGCUGUUUUAGGCAGUGUCGAAAAGAAACCGGAAUCGCCUCCGGAUCCCCUGGAGCCCUGGAGCACACGGGAGAUCGCCAAUAUGAAUACAAUAUUAGCGUGGCAGCCGUCUGACAUGGACAGCAUGUAGCAAUCUAAAUUUUACAAAAUAAAAUACAUAAAAACUUUA